This is a messenger RNA of Myotis myotis, 2031 nucleotides long. RefSeq names its product mucin-2-like. The record is from RefSeq and is a predicted model, not a curated record. Bases 1 to 2031 code for a protein of 676 amino acids. Lineage: Eukaryota; Metazoa; Chordata; Mammalia; Chiroptera; Vespertilionidae. The transcript has 2 exons.
AUGGAAGAAAGACACAGAGGCAAGAAGUUGAAUGCUGCAAGAGUGAUUGAAACUUCUGUUCAAACUGGUGUUUUGACUGAUUCUAGAAUAGGAUUUCCCAGUGACAGCCAGAGAGCUCCCAGGGGACCCUACGGACCUGUCCUGCGGCCACCACCCGGUCUGCCCCCGCCAAGAGGGUUUCCACCAGGCCGUAAUCCUCCCUAUGGCCCAGGAUUUAUUCCACCACCCCACCCUCCUCCUUUUUUUCAGCCCCCUUUUUUUCAGAACAUUCCUCCUCCUCCCUUUGGACCCCUUCCAUCAAACCCUAUUAGACAACCUCGACCUUUUCCAGUUUAUCCAAAUUCACCUUUUCAACCAAGACCUUACCCUCCAGUACCUAUUAGGAAGCCAAAACCCUUAUAUCCCAAUUUUCCAAAUCCUGAUAAGCCUCAACCCCCAAUUAAAACAACUCCCAAACCUAGAACCACAACCCCUACCACUACAGAACCCACCACCACUACAACUAUCACCACUUCCACAGAACCUCCCACAACAGCAACCACCCUCACUUCCACAGAACCUCCCACAACAGUAACCACCACCACUUCCACAGAACCUCCCACACCAGCAACCACCCUCACUUCCACAGAACCUUCCACACCAGCAACCACCCUCACUUCCACAGAACCUCCCACAACAGCAACCACCCUCACUUCCACAGAACCUCCCACAACAAUAACCACCACCACUUCCACAGAACCUCCCACAACAGCAACCACCCUCACUUCCACAGAACCUUCCACACCAGCAACCACCCUCACUUCCACAGAACCUCCCACAACAAUAACCACCCUCACUUCCACAGAACCUCCCACAACAGUAACCACCACCACUUCCACAGAACCUCCCACACCAGCAACCACCCUCACUUCCACAGAACCUCCCACAACAGCAACCACCCUCACUUCCACAGAACCUCCCACAACAAUAACCACCACCACUUCCACAAAACCUCCCACAACAGCAACCACUCUCACUUCCACAGAACCUUCCACACCAGCAACCACCCUCACUUCCACAGAACCUCCCACAACAGCAACCACCCUCACUUCCACAGAACCUUCCACACCAGCAACCACCCUCACUUCCACAGAACCUCCCACAACAAUAACCACCCUCACUUCCACAGAACCUCCCACAACAAUAACCACCACCACUUCCACAGAACCUCCCACAACAGCAACCACCCUCACUUCCACUGAACCUCCCACAACAGCAACCACCCUCACUUCCACAGAACCUCCCACAACAAUAACCACCACCACUUCCACAGAACCUCCCACAACAGCAACCACCCUCACUUCCACAGAACCUCCCACACCAGCAACCACCCUCACUUCCACUGAACCUCCCACAACAGCAACCACCCUCACUUCCACAGAACCUCCCACAACAGCAACCACCCUCACUUCCACUGAACCUCUCACACCAGCAACCACCCUCACUUCCACAGAACCUCCCACAACAGCAACCACCCUCACUUCCACAGAACCUCCCACACCAUCAACCACCCUCACUUCCACAGAACCUCCCACAACAGCAACCACCCUCACUUCCACAGAACCUCCCACAACAGCAACCACCACCACUUCCACAGAACCUCCCACAACAGCAACCACCACCACUUCCACAGAACCUCCCACAACAGCAACCACCACCACUUCCACAGAACCCACAACCAUCACAACCACCACCAUUUCCACAGAAUCUCCCACAACAAUAGCCACCACCACUUCCACAGAACCAACUACUACAACCAUCACCACAACUGAAGCCACCACCUCCUUAACACUACCUACCACUUCAACAGACCUCACUACCACAACAUCAGCAGCAACCCCCUCAGCAUCUACCACUAACUCUCCCUCUACCCCAUUGCCCAGUACCACUAUCCAAGUGACAACUCCCAAACACACUACAUUAAGCACUAAAGCAGCUUUCCAAGCAGCUAUAAAGCGUUUUUGGGAUAAUUUUGCUUCCUAUUUUGGUUGA